GAAUUUAGAAAUUUGUAAUAAUUAUGACCUAACAAAAUCGGAUAUUGGAUCAUAGGGAAAGUACAAGACUUCUAGUAAUGGUGCUAUCUUGCUAAAAUGUGCUGAAAUGCAGGCUGCAUGCUGCGGCAGCAAAUAGCAAUCCAAAACCCCACAAUCUUCUUCUGUUAAAUCUCCACUCAAAGCAUAAUCACACCUCGCGAACUUCCCAAAAUCAAUCCUCAGUCUUAUUCGGAUUUGCUCAUGGCUACUGCAACGACAUCGUUUCCUGGAACCUAUCUCCGUGUUCCACCCAAGAAUGGGGUCAGAAAUGCGUUGUUUUCUCGGUCCGUAGUGUCUAAUGGCGUCAAUUCAAGAAAACCCAAUUCGCUAAACUCAUUGAAAUUGAGUAGAAAUUCCUUUAAUGUUUGCUUACAUACGAGUUUUGGGCACUAUAGGAAGAGUUCUAAGUCUGGUGCUUUUAUUGUUCGAUGUAAUGCUGCAGCUGGAAAGAUUACACAACAAGAAUUCACAGAAAUGGCCUGGCAAGCAAUUGUUUCUUCUCCAGAAGUGGCAAAAGAAAAUAAACACCAGAUAGUGGAGACCGAGCAUUUGAUGAAAGCCCUCUUAGAGCAGAAAAACGGACUUGCUCGUCGCAUUUUUUCUAAAGCUGGGGUUGACAAUACCCGUUUGCUUGAAGCAACUGAUAAGUUCAUACAGCGGCAACCAAAGGUUCUGGGUGAAUCUGCUGGUUCAAUGUUGGGGCGAGAUCUUGAAGGCCUAAUUCAAAAAGCCAGGGAAUACAAGAAAGAGUACAAAGACUCAUUUGUGUCUGUGGAGCAUUUGGUUCUUGCUUUUGCACAAGAUAAAAGAUUUGGGAAACAAUUGUUUAGUGAUUUUCGGCUUUCUGAGAAAUCAUUAAAAUCUACCAUACAAGCUGUAAGGGGACGCCAAUCAGUCAUCGACCAAGACCCCGAGGGAAAAUAUGAAGCUCUGGAGAAGUAUGGAAAAGAUUUGACUGCCAUGGCAAGGGAAGGAAAACUGGAUCCUGUAAUAGGACGAGAUGAUGAGAUACGUAGAUGUAUCCAAAUUCUAUCACGAAGAACAAAAAAUAAUCCUGUUCUUAUUGGUGAACCUGGUGUAGGUAAAACUGCAAUUGCCGAAGGGCUUGCUCAAAGAAUUGUUGAGGGGGAUGUACCUCAAGCUUUGGUGAACCGAAAGUUAUUUUCUCUUGACAUGGGAGCAUUGAUAGCUGGAGCUAAAUACCGAGGAGAAUUUGAGGACCGCCUGAAGGCUGUACUGAAGGAAGUGACUGAGGCUGAGGGUCAGACUAUCCUUUUUAUUGAUGAGAUUCACACAGUAGUUGGAGCAGGUGCCACAAAUGGUGCAAUGGAUGCCGGUAAUCUUUUGAAACCUAUGCUUGGCCGUGGAGAGUUGCGAUGUAUUGGUGCUACUACACUCGAUGAAUAUCGUAAAUACAUUGAGAAGGAUCCAGCGUUGGAGAGACGUUUCCAACAGGUUUAUGUUGACCAACCAAGUGUUGAAGAUACUGUCUCAAUACUUCGUGGGCUACGUGAGAGAUAUGAGUUGCAUCAUGGAGUUAGAAUAUCGGAUAGUGCCCUUGUGGAGGCUGCCAUCCUUUCAGAUCGCUACAUUAGUGGACGUUUCUUACCUGACAAAGCCAUUGACUUAGUUGAUGAAGCCGCUGCUAAACUAAAGAUGGAGAUAACAUCAAAACCUACUGCCCUUGAUGAGAUUAACCGGUCUGUAUUGAAGCUUGAGAUGGAAAGACUCUCACUUACAAAUGAUACUGACAAAGCAUCAAAAGAGAGACUUAAUCGGCUUGAUGCAGAGCUUUCCCUUUUGAAGGAAAAGCAAGCCGAAUUGACUGAGCAGUGGGAGCAUGAGAAAACUGUGAUGACACGUUUACAGUCCAUCAAAGAGGAGAUUGACAGGGUGAAUAUUGAGAUCCAGCAGGCAGAGCGAGAGUAUGAUCUUAAUCGUGCUGCUGAACUUAAAUAUGGCAGCUUGAACUCUCUUCAACGACAAUUGGAAAAUGCAGAAAAAGAGCUGGAUGAGUACAUGAAAUCUGGAAAGUCUAUGUUGCGUGAAGAAGUGACUGAGAGCGAUAUUGCUGAAAUAGUCAGCAAGUGGACAGGAAUUCCCGUUUCGAAGCUACAACAAUCAGAAAGAGAAAAACUACUGCAUUUGGAUGAAGAGCUACAUAAACGAGUAGUGGGACAAGAUCCUGCAGUUAGGGCUGUAGCUGAGGCUAUUCAACGUUCUAGAGCUGGGCUUUCGGAUCCACAUCGUCCUAUUGCUAGUUUCAUGUUCAUGGGUCCCACAGGUGUGGGAAAGACAGAACUGGCAAAGGCUUUGGCGGCUUACUUGUUCGACACUGAGGAGGCCCUUGUUCGGAUUGAUAUGAGUGAAUACAUGGAGAAAUUUGCUGUUUCAAGACUGAUAGGUGCCCCACCUGGUUAUGUGGGAUAUGAGGAGGGAGGCCAAUUAACAGAAAUAGUGAGGAGGCGGCCAUAUGCAGUGAUCCUAUUUGAUGAGAUAGAGAAGGCCCAUAACGAUGUUUUUAACGUUUUCCUUCAAAUUUUAGAUGAUGGGCGGGUGACAGACUCACAGGGCCGAACGGUGAGCUUCACCAAUACUGUCAUCAUUAUGACUUCAAAUGUCGGGUCACAGUAUAUUUUAAAUGCUGACGAUGAGGCUUUAUCCAAGGAGAAUAGAUAUGAGAUUAUAAAGCAAAGAGUGAUGGAUGCAGCCAGAUCAAUCUUUCGUCCUGAGUUCAUGAACAGAGUUGAUGAAUACAUUGUCUUCCAGCCUCUUGAUCGUGAACAGAUUAGCAGCAUCGUGCAAUUACAGCUACAAAGAGUUCAGUCCAGGAUUGCAGAUCGUAAGAUAAAGAUUCAAGUGACAAAUACUGCAGUUCAGCUUCUUGGUAGCCUUGGAUACGAUCCCAACUAUGGUGCAAGGCCUGUUAAGCGUGUAAUACAGCAGCAUCUUGAAAAUGAGAUUGCAAAAGGCAUCUUGAGAGGCGAUUAUAAGGAAGAGGAUACCAUUCUUGUUGACACGGAAGUCACAGCAUUUUCGAAUGGUCAGCUUCCGCAGCAGAAGCUGGUAUUCCGAAAACUGGAGCCUGAAUUCAACCCGGCUGCUGGAGAAGAUAAACAAAUUGUUUCUCCGUUUUAGAUUUUUUUUUUUUUUUUUCAUUUUUUAUACCACAUUUUUAUCUCGAAUAUGAUGAUCGAUCUCAUGUUACUGUUAACCGUCUAUAGGAUUUCGAGUCUGGUAUAUAAUGGUUGUAUAGUAGCCUCUCUCUUACACUGUUUUGAAAGAUUUUGUGCACAGAAACCAUAAUAUAUUCAUAAAAAGCCUAUUGUGCAGAA
Molecule: messenger RNA, 3374 nt
Organism: Amaranthus tricolor (Joseph's coat)
Lineage: Eukaryota; Viridiplantae; Streptophyta; Magnoliopsida; Caryophyllales; Amaranthaceae
Product: chaperone protein ClpB3, chloroplastic
Exons: 10
Coding region: 241-3177 (978 amino acids)
Biological process (GO): cellular response to heat; protein refolding
Cellular component (GO): cytoplasm
Molecular function (GO): ATP hydrolysis activity; ATP binding
Source: RefSeq, a predicted model, not a curated record